This is a messenger RNA of Zingiber officinale, 847 nucleotides long. RefSeq names its product probable N-acetyltransferase san. The transcript has 3 exons. The coding region runs from base 74 to 547 and encodes 157 amino acids. Gene Ontology annotation, biological process: mitotic sister chromatid cohesion. Gene Ontology annotation, molecular function: N-acetyltransferase activity. Lineage: Eukaryota; Viridiplantae; Streptophyta; Magnoliopsida; Zingiberales; Zingiberaceae. Gene Ontology annotation, cellular component: NatA complex; cytoplasm. The record is from RefSeq and is a predicted model, not a curated record.
AGGGUUUCCUGCCUCUCCUCCCUCUUUCUCGUAUUACAAUUACUUGCGAUCGGAAGGCGGCGAGGGCAGGGCUAUGGCGGCAGUGAUAUCCCUGGACGGCGUCCGCGACAAGAAUGUGAUGCAGUUGAAGAAGCUCAACACUGUCCUCUUCCCCGUCCACUACAACGAGAAAUACUACGCCGACGCCAUUGCUUCUGCGGAUUUCACCAAGCUCGCUUAUUUCAGCGAUAUCUGUGUUGGUUCAAUUGCUUGCCGACUUGAGAAAAUUGGAGGAGCUAUGUCUGUUUACAUUAUGACCCUGGGUGUUUUGGCACCAUACCGUGGACUUGGGAUUGGCACAACAUUGUUGAAACACGUGCUCGAUUUGUCGGAGAAGAAGAACAAUAUCUCAAAGAUAUACCUGCAUGUUCAGACAAAUAACGAAGAUGCAAUUGCCUUCUAUAAGAAAUUUGGAUUUGAAAUUGUAGAUACGAUAUACAAUUAUUAUGCGAACAUCAGCCCACCAGAUUGUUAUGUGCUAAGUAAGGAAGUCCAUGCUAAGAAAUGAUCCUUAACAACUCAGUUAUUCUGGACAACAGGACCUAUCCGCAUCUAGACUUAUGAGAUACUCAGUUUUUAGGGUUGUCAUUUAUGGUAGCACCACUCAUCUAUGUAAGUGUGUUGUUUUGCAAAUUGCAAACAGAAUUUAACGAGUUUUGCUGGUCAAGCACAACGGAAUGAUUGGUAAUGAGUUUUGCAACUUUCAGAUCUGCUCUUGUGAGUCUGAUUUGUAGAACAUGAUAUUCCAGUGUAAAAUUUUUUUGGUAAAAUGUUCAAGUAUUUAGGAUGGUUCUUUCUGGUUGCUCUA